Penicillium cinerascens is the source of this 954-nucleotide messenger RNA. Its product is annotated as alpha/beta hydrolase. The transcript has a single exon. The record is from RefSeq and is a predicted model, not a curated record. Bases 1 to 954 code for a protein of 317 amino acids. NCBI's taxonomy places the organism in Eukaryota, Fungi, Ascomycota, Eurotiomycetes, Eurotiales, Aspergillaceae.
AUGCCCGAUCUACCGACGUUAGUCUUCGUACCGGGCUCCUGGCAUAACCCGAUAUGCUACGACCCGGUCAUCAAGCUCCUCCAACCAAAGUUCAAAUGCACCUCCGUUACCCUCCCAUCAACGACGGGAAACCCAGCCGCGACAUUCAAAGAUGAUCUCGAAGCGGCCCGCUCAGCUAUAUCCAACGAGACGGCCGCCGGAUGCAACGUUGUAGUCAUUGCACACUCCUACGGCGGCAUGGUUGGCAACAGCGCCGUCAAGGGAUUCACGCCCGAUACUACGAGCCAAACUCAAACCCCAACGGGGUGCGUUAUCGGCAUCAUCCUCAUAGCUUCUGGCUUUACCCUGGCCGGAUUGUCGUUUAUGGAUCCAUUCUUCGGUCGUCCGCCUCCUUCUUGGCGUGUUAAUAGCGACACCGGCUAUGCAGAGCUUGUUACUCCUCCCCGUGAGCUCUUUUAUCAUGACUUGCCGGAGAACGAGGCAGAGUACUGGAUUUCGCAGCUUACGACCCAGAGUCUCAAAGCAUUGUUCGAGGGUGGUGAAUAUACGUAUGCGGGUUGGCAGGACGUGCCCACUUGGUAUAUUGGUACCAUUGAGGAUCGGGGGUUGCCGGUGUUGGUGCAGCGGGUGCAAGUUGGUAUGGCGAGGGAAUUGGGUGGUAUUGUCGAGCAUCGGGAGUUGCAGACGAGCCAUUCGCCGUUUUUGAGCCAACCGGAGGCUACUAUGAAGAUUAUAGUGGAGGCCGUUGAGGCGUUUACGGGGAAGGAAGGUGGAAAUGAAUCUACGAGUGGACGUGCAGAUAUGAUUGCAGUGCCGAGGGCUACGCUCUUGCAGCCUUUCUCGUGGUUUAGAUUUGGACUGCCGCUGGCAUUUGGUCAUUUAUUAGGAAAGGGUUAUCGCCUUUUCACUUGGGGGAGGAGGUUAUGCGGGUUCGGGUUCGGGUUCAGUAAAUGA